This is a messenger RNA of Cheilinus undulatus (humphead wrasse), 2058 nucleotides long. RefSeq lists its product as uncharacterized. The record is from RefSeq and is a predicted model, not a curated record. Lineage: Eukaryota; Metazoa; Chordata; Actinopteri; Labriformes; Labridae. The coding region runs from base 1 to 2058 and encodes 685 amino acids. The transcript has 12 exons.
AUGCCGGGAGGAAUAGGGGAAUAUUCACCCUCUGACAUGAUGUUCAGAACCAUGAAACACAGCACGGCUCUGCUCCUGCAUCUCCUCCUGGGCUCAUGUUCAGCCUACACUUACCGUAAGACAGAAAAUGUGGCCAUACGUGGAAAAGCAACCCAGUCAAUCCAGUAUCUCCAUGCAUUAUCAAUGGCCGGCAAUGCCAUCGAUGGAAACCGGGAUCAUGACUUCCACUCUGGAUCUUGUACCCACACUUCCACACAGACCAACCCCUGGUGGAGAGUAGACCUGAUGGAGUCCUACAUCGUCACCUCCCUCAUCAUCACCAACAGAGGAGACUGCUGUGCAGAGAGACUCGACGGGGCCCAGAUUCACAUUGGAAACUCUUUAGAUCUCAAUGGAUUAGCAAACCCACUGGUUGCAGUGAUCCCUCAUAUUGCAGCUGGAAGGUCUUCAAAAAUUCCCUUAACCAAACCUGUGGAGGGACGUUAUGUGACUGUGACUCUGACAGGACGUGGAAAGAUCCUUACCCUCUGUGAAGUGGAAGUGUACGGAUACCGUGCACCAACAGGAGAGAACCUUGCACUCAAAGGAAAAGCCACACAGUCAUCACUUUAUGACGCACAAGGCAUUGCAUACAAUGCCAUUGAUGGGAAUCGUCAUAAUGUCCGGCUUGAUGGGUCCUGCACUCACACCAAACAAGACUUCAGUCCCUGGUGGCGAGUGGAUCUGACAAAAACCCAUAAAGUGUUUUCUGUUAAGAUCACAAACCGCAGAGAAGCCAAGUACUCCCCACGGCUGAUCGGAGCAGAGAUUCGUAUUGGAGAUUCUCUUGCCAACAAUGGCAACAGCAAUCCCAGGUGUGCUGUGAUUAAAAACAUCCCAGCGGGUGCUACUAAGGAAUUCCAGUGUAAUGGGAUGGAUGGUCGCUAUGUUAACAUUGUUAUCCCUGGUAGAGAGGAGUUCCUGACCCUGUGUGAGGUGGAGGUUUAUGUUAUACCAGCCUUCAACAUUCAACAUUCAUUCAACAUUAACAGCAGCUCCUCGUCUUCUUCUGUGCUUUCUUUGCAAGAAAAGUCUGUAUCAAACAGAACCAUGAAACACAGCACGGCUCUGUUCCUGCAUCUCCUCCUGGGCUCAUGUUCAGCCUACACUUACAAAAACGUGGCCAUACGUGGAAAAGCAACCCAGUCAACCCAGUUAUCCAAUGCAUAUGCAAUGGCCAGCAAUGCCAUCGAUGGAAACCGGGAUCAUGACUUCCACUCUGGAUCUUGUACGCACACUUUAUCCCAGACCAACCCCUGGUGGAGAGUAGACCUGAUGGAGUCCUACAUCGUCACCUCCCUCAUCAUCACCAACAGAGGAGACUGCUGUGCAGAGAGACUCGACGGGGCCCAGAUUCACAUUGGAAACUCUUUAGAUCACAAUGGAGUAGCAAACCCACUGGUUGCAGUGAUCCCUCAUAUUGCAGCUGGAAGGUCUUCAAAAAUUACCUUAGCCAAACCUGUGGAGGGACGUUAUGUGACUGUGACUCUGACAGGACAUGGAAAGAUCCUUAGCCUCUGUGAAGUGGAAGUGUACGGAUACCGUGCACCAACAGGAGAGAAUCUGGCACUCCAGGGAAGAGCUUCACAGUCAUCUCUGCAUGUAUAUGGUGUUGCAUAUCAUGCCAUAGAUGGAAAUCAUGCCAGCCGCUGGCACCAGGCCUCCUGUGCUCACACAGCCAAUGAGAAUACCCCCUGGUGGCGACUGGACUUGGGCAAAACCCAUAAAGUGUUUUCUGUUAACAUAACCAACUACAGCAAUCAUCCCGAAUUCAUUAGGGGAGCUGAGAUCCGCAUCGGAGAGUCCCUUGAGAACAACGGCAACAACAAUCCCAGGUGUGCUAUGAUUGAAAACAUCCUGGCGGGUGUUACUGUUGAAUUCCUGUGUAAUGGGAUGGAUGGUCGCUAUGUUAACAUUGUUAUCCCUGGUAGACAGGAGUUCCUGACCCUGUGUGAGGUGGAGGUUUAUGGCUCUGUCCUGGAUUGGGACAAAGAUAUGCAGGUACAUCACAAAGAUUAG